This is a messenger RNA of Coffea eugenioides, 3473 nucleotides long. Its product is annotated as pentatricopeptide repeat-containing protein At4g39952, mitochondrial. NCBI's taxonomy places the organism in Eukaryota, Viridiplantae, Streptophyta, Magnoliopsida, Gentianales, Rubiaceae. The coding region runs from base 1 to 2328 and encodes 775 amino acids. Gene Ontology annotation, molecular function: protein binding; RNA binding. The record is from RefSeq and is a predicted model, not a curated record. The transcript is spliced from 5 exons. Gene Ontology annotation, biological process: RNA modification.
AUGCCCAAAUUCAAAUUCUCCUCUCUGUACAAUCGCUUCUACUCCUCUUCAACCUCUGACAUUGUAUCUAACUACCUAAACUGCCGUAUAAAUUCUUUCCUGUCCAGCCAAUUCUUGGACCUAAAAUCCCUUCUCAAAUUCCACUCCUACAUUAUCACAACUGGUCAAAGAAACAAUCUUUUCAUAGCCUCAAAGCUCAUGUCAAUCUAUGCUGCACUCAAUCACCUCGAGUCCUGCACCAAAAUCUUUAGUUCCACAAAGUGUAAAGACCCUUUUCUUUGGAACUCAAUUAUCAAAGCCCAUUUCUCCAAUGGCAAUUACUUACCAGCCCUUGAAUUUUUCCACAAAAUGCGAUUUUCUGGCUUUUCCCCUGAUCAAUUUAGUAUCCCUAUGGUAGUUUCAGCAUGUGCUGAACUUGGUUUGGUUCAGAAUGGGUUGAAAACUCAUGCGUUGGUAUCAAAAUUGAAUCUUUUUAAUGGAAAUUCUGCAGUUGGAUCAUCUUUUAUAUACAUGUAUGCCAAAUGUGGUUACAUGGAUGAUGCCUCUCUUGUGUUUGAUGAAAUGCUGAAUAAGGAUGUUGUAGCCUGGACUGCACUUGUGGUUGGGUAUGUACAGAAUGGGGAAAGUGUGAAGGGGUUGGAGUGUGUCUGUGACAUGCUUAAGAUUGGUGGGGAUGAUGAGAGGCCAAAUUUUCGGACACUGGAAGGUGGGUUCCAAGCUUGUGGGAAUCUGAGUGCUUUGGUAGAGGGUAGGUGCUUGCAUGGAUUAUCAGUAAAAUUGGGAACUGACUGUUCUCAUGCCGUUCAGUCGUCAUUUUUGUCAAUGUAUUGCAAGUGCGGGUCUCUUGAGGAAGCACACCGUGCAUUUUCUGAAAUCGUCAAUCUGGAUCUCCUAUCAUGGACAUUGAUGAUUGGUGUCUAUGCAAAAAUGGAAAGUCUGGAUGUAUGUCUACAUAUGUUUUUGGAAAUGCUGGCUUCUGGGAUUUAUCCUGAUGGUAUUCUGAUCAGUUGCGUGCUUUUGGCUUUCAGUAGUUCCAUGAGGAUAUCUCAAGGAAAGGCUUUUCAUGGUUUUAUUUUAAGGAGAAAUUAUGAUACAGGUCAGGUUGUCUAUUACGGGUUGCUAUCAAUGUAUUGUAAGUUUGGACUUUCGCACCUGGCAGAAAAGUUGCUUGAGAGGGUGCAUGGAAGGGAUACCGAGUCAUGGAACCUUAUUGUGGCUGGCUUUUGCAAAUCAAGACUAGAAUCUAAGUGCAUUGAAAUGUUCAGAAAAAUGCAACAUCUGGAAAUUGAAUAUAAUUUGAACUGCUUGAUGUCUGUGAUUUCUUCCUGCUCUCGCCUGGAGGCAACCCUUUUAGGCAGGUCAGUGCACUGCCAUGCGAUAAAAAGUUUAGCAUGUGAGAGUGUUUCUGUUGCGAAUUCACUCAUAGACAUGUAUGGUAAAAGUGGGAAUUUGAAUUCUGCAAGGAGAAUAUUUUCUAGGACACAGAAAGAUACUGUCACGUGGAAUGUGUUAAUUUCAUCUUAUGCUCAUAAUGGAUAUUCUUCUGAGGCUUUAGCCCUCUUUAAUCAAAUGGUUUUGGAAGGAACCAAACCUAACACAGCUACACUGGUAACUUUGCUCUCUGCUUGUUCCCAGCUUGCAUCUUUGGAAAAAGGAGAGCAGAUUCAUAAUUACAUUAAGGAAGUAGGGUUUGAAUCUAGUUUGUCACUUGAUACUGCACUUGUAGAUAUGUAUGCAAAAUGUGGGCAGCUUAUCAAAUCCAGAGAAGUAUUUGACUUGAUGAAUACGAAAGAUGUUAUUUCCUAUAACGUGAUGAUCUCAGGAUAUGGGGUGCAUGGAGAUGUAAAAUCAGCAAUUGAGAUUUUUGAACAAAUGGAGCAAUCAAAUAAUAGGCCAAAUGAACUUACCUUUCUUGCUAUUAUUUCAGCAUGUACUCAUGCAGGAUUGGUCGAAGAAGGAAAAUAUCUUUUUAAUAGAAUGAAAGAGUAUUCUCUAAGACCGACACUGAAGCACUAUGCCUGCCUGGUGGAUCUUCUUGGUCGUGCAGGUAGUCUGCUUGAAGCUGAAGAAGUAAUAUUGUCAAUGCCUAUUCCUCCUGAUGCGGGAAUGUGGGGUGCUUUAUUAAGUGCUUGCAAAUCUCAUAAUGAUACUGAAAUGGGUAUAAGGAUUGCAAAGCAUGCUAUUGAAUCUGACCCGGACAAUGAUGGUUAUUACGUGAUAAUCUCCGACCUCUAUAGUUCUAUAGGGUUGUGGGAAAAGGUAGAAAGGGUGAGAGAUACUAUGAAGGAAAGACAAGUGAGAAAGAGAGUUGGUUGGAGUGCAUUAUAACUUAUUGGAAGGAAUAAAGAGUUGGAGGGAGAUCCUUGGGUUCCAGUUAUUCUGUGUAAAAUUGUUUGAGCGCUACAUCUCUUUUUCUUCUGUAUUAAGUUCAGACUUCUGAGUUCUGUUGCCUUUCUGACCUCUUUGCACCUCGGCGUCAGAGGUUGCUAACUAAUUUGUGCAACGAGAUGAUUUGCAGGCAAAGAAUGCUUCACUAAAUGCUGAGGUUGAAUAUCUUACUUCUGGCUGAGUACAUGCAGCCAAGCUGUCCUUCGCAUGUUCUAGAUAAAAAAUUCAAAGUGAUCUGUUUGGCUCGCUGCAUCUCAGGCCUGCAUCAUCUGAUGAAUAAAAGCUGACAUUUGUACUUCAGACAAAUAGAGACUGCAAAGUGUUGAACACCAGAAAUUCAUGAUUUUUAUUUUAUCAUGUCAUUGCACUGUGACGUGAAGGCAUUUGGUGCUACUCUUGCAAUAACAUGCUUCCUGAUGAAAGUUGGUCCAACAUCUAGAAAAUUCACAACAAAAAAGGGUGUCAGAUACCCAAGGUUUAUUGCAAGCAAGAAUGCCUUGGAGCAAGGGUAGUACCCAGUGUGCCUGUUCAAGAGUACCCAGAAGUUGUUUUGCGGUGAUGGAGCUGAUCUACUUACUUCAAGGUCAAAUUAUCAUUCCUCUACAUUCCCCCAUGGGGACAAGUGAUCCAUGUUGAACCGAUUUAUAAGGGGCAAAUUCACUCUCAAGGAACUAAAAUUGAGCCUAAUUUUCAUGUUGCUGCAAUGAUUUAUGUAUGUUGAUUUGCAUGUCUUUUUAGUUCUAUAGGUGUGUGGGGAUAGACACAGCAACAGCUGUUGCAUUCCAAAAAUUUCGGGCUGACUAAUCGGGAUGACAACAUGAAUGUUAAUUAGUUCAAGAAAUUGAUUAGACGUCAAGAUCACUGGUUCUUGAGAGGUGUCAUGUCAGCUGCAGAGUAACUGUUUGUUGAACUACAACUCUACGAGGACAUUUGCUGUAGGUGAGCAACCCUGUACUGCAUUUGACUCGGAAAAUCCUAGUUUGAUUAUCUACUAGAAAAUCCUGGUUUGAUUAUCUACUAGAUUUUCUGUGUAAUAUCUAGUACCGCAUAAAUAGAUAAUAUGGAGUUUUGACGGUGCUCCAUGC